Molecule: messenger RNA, 4500 nt
Organism: Alligator mississippiensis (American alligator)
Lineage: Eukaryota; Metazoa; Chordata; Crocodylia; Alligatoridae
Product: protein PML
Exons: 8
Coding region: 171-1904 (577 amino acids)
Biological process (GO): positive regulation of DNA-templated transcription; intrinsic apoptotic signaling pathway in response to DNA damage; PML body organization
Cellular component (GO): nucleoplasm; chromatin; PML body
Molecular function (GO): zinc ion binding; ubiquitin-protein transferase activity
Source: RefSeq, a predicted model, not a curated record
UCGCGAAGGGAUGGCGCCUGGGCGCUGAGCGCGCAGCGCGGCGCGGCCCGGCCCGGCCCGGCCGCCAGCCUUUCCCCGCGCCGCGCCGCCCCGCGGGGAGAUGCGAGCGGGCAGCGCCUGCCUCGCCACCGCCCGCAGCCAGCGCCUGCUCUCCCCCGGGCCUGGCAGCAAUGGAAACUUCCUCCAGCUCCUCCUCCUCCUGCAGAGAAAGUGAAACCGGGGCGGAAAGGUUUCAGGGAGAGACAAAGCUCUUUGUGCUUGCCGCAGAAACCAGUUGGCCCCCGGAGCCUGAGCGCACAAGCUUGCUAAGCUGCUGCUUUCCAGCCAUUAUGGAGGAAGAGUUCCAGUUUCUGCUCUGUGAGGGAUGCCAGAAAGAAUCUAAAAACCCCAAGCUCCUUUCGUGCCUUCACACCUUAUGCACUGACUGUCUGCAAGAGAACAAGCCCAUUGGCCAAUGCCCCAUCUGCAAGGCUCCUAUCUUGCAAGCCAGAGGGAUUCCAGAACAGGACAACCUGCUGUACACCAGCUUGCAGUGGAAGCUGAACAUCUAUAAGAAGAUUGUCACAGGCAUCGACUUGGUCUGUGACUGCUGCCAAGAAGAAGCACAGUUCAGGUGUUCUGAGUGCCAGGAGUUUUUCUGCAGUAAGUGCUUUGAGAAUCAUCAGUGGUUCUUCAAGAAGAACAGCCAUGAGAUCCAGAAGGUGAGCGAGGUAAGGGUAGGAUCUGCUGCACAGUUCCUGGAAGAAGAGAGACGGUCCAGCAACCUCUACUGUUCCAGUCUCACCCAUAGGAAUCAAAGCCAAAUUACAAGCAUCUACUGCCAAGGUUGCAACAGACCUCUUUGCUGCUCCUGUGCACUUCUGGAUAAUGAACACACAAAGCUUUACUGUGAUAUCGAGAAGGAGAUCCAGCGGAGGCAGGAAGAGUUGAGGAGCAUGAGUGAAGAGCUGAAGCAAAAGAAGAACUGCUAUGAAAGUGCCUACAACAGUCUCCAGAGCAAAGCUGACCAAAUGGACCAGGUGUGGAAGGAAACCCAGGAGCUGAUCCUUGAGAAGGUAGAGGAGAUGGUCAAGCUGAUCCGUGAUAAGGGAGAGGAGCUGUUGAAGAGGGCAGAGAAGCAGCACCAUGAGGGGCACCAGGACCUGAAGGGGAAGGUGCAGCACACGAAAGCCAUGCUCAUGAAGAUGGAGGCUGGCCAGCAGCUGGUGGAGAAGAUGCACCUCUAUGCAUCAGACCAGGAGGUGAUGGACAUGCACCCCUUCAUCAAGAAGUCCCUGGAGGAGCUACAGAAGCAGCCACCCCUGACAACAGCAAUCAAGAUCCAGGUUGGAGACUUCUCUGAAUGCAAAGCUGAACUCCAGGCCCUGGUUGAACAAGUGACUGGGAAACGAGAUGCUGCCUCCUGUGAUGCCCAGGCUGCUGUAGCUACAGAGAUGUCUGCUGCUAACAACACGGAAGAAGCAUUCAUCCAACCCAGGAUGCAGGCAAUCCCAUUGCCUUUGUUCACCAUCACUCUCGGGGAGCCACAGACCGGAGUGGUCCCCUCCAUCACCUCACCAGGCAAGAGGAAAAUAAACCAGGUUGAAAAGGAUAGUCAGACCUCUUCUCCUAAGGUACUGAAGUUGGAGUCUGAGGACAAGUGGCUGGAGUCAAUGCCAAGGAAGCUUGACCAAGAUUUGCCAGAAAGGGACCCCACACCAGGGCCUAGCUCCUCAACCCUAAAGAGAAACUGCAGAGAAAGAAGCACAACAAAAAUAGAUGGCUUCCCCAGUUCCUCGGAACAUGCAUACUCAGAGCCAGGAGAUCAAGAAGCAGCCAGCAUCAUCAUAAGCAGCUCUGAAGACACUGAUGACGACACAGUGGCAAAUUCAGGCUGGGAUUUUUGUUCUUGGGUCAGAGAUUGAUCGUGCGAGAAAAUGCACUUGAGCAGCUCAGGUAUUUUGGAAAAUGUGGGGGAAAUACAUUAGUCCCUGUUCACUGCAAUCUGAAAUUUUGUCCUCCGCUCAUUCAGUCUGAUUCAAGUGAGCUGGUCCAGUUAUUCUUUCCUUUCCUUUAGUAUUACACAGGUAUAAAAUUGAACUGGUUUCAGUGCACUCUUGAGCUGUACCAACAGACGUGAGAGAGGACCUAAGCCAGGAACUUCAAACUUGCUGCAUUCCUUAGCUCUCAUAGACUUAAAAAUGCCCCCACAGGAUUCGUUUGAAGGCAAACCCUGCAGACAGUUUGAAGUUGCGAUUAUUUGAAGCUGGGAGAUUUGCACAUGUAUUUUAGACAUUUCCUUUUCUCUUACUCAUUUUUAAGGACACCUCUGACUAUAACAGCCUUGUUACUCAUACCGCCUGGUCACUGGAGAAUAAAAAGAGCCCAUAAUCACCAACAGACAAGCAUCUCCUGUUGAACGAACAUAACACUUCUGCUGCGUCAGCAGACUCAGUAGCUUCCUGUCAAGAAACUGAUAAAACAUCUGAGUUAAAGUUGUUACAUCUACAGCAGGGGCAGGCAGUUAUUUUGGCUGGAGGGCCACUUACCAAGUUUUGACAAGCUGUCGAGGGCCACAUGGGUUACUCCGCCCCUUCACAGGGGCCCCGCCCCUGCUGCCAUCUUGUAACUGGCAGUCUCACCCCCUAACGCUUAACCUUUGCCACCAGGAGUCCGUCCCUUUGCCCCCAGAAGUACUGAUUUCAGCAAGGGGUUGUGUCAUCUUGGAACCAGAAAAAUACCAAGUUAUAUUCUAAAAAUUGAACAUUAUGACAGUCAUUAAUUUGAUUUAAAAAAAUAUUUUUGUCCUGAUUUACAUGUAUUUGUAUAGUGCACAUAGAGGUGAUUGCACAAUAGCUUAAAAUGAAGUCUAGCUCUUGUAUAUUGGGGGGGGGGGCAUGGGGAGGUGGGUAUAGGUUUGUGGGGAAGUCUGGGUAUAUGGGGUGUGGGUGUCCCUGCUUUCCCUGCUGGCACAGCCCAGCCCAGCUCCAUAGAGCCCCUGCCAGUCCAGUCCCACACUCCUGCUGGCCCUGGCCCCAGGACACUGGUGCAGGUCCUGUGCUCCUAACUGUCACUGUGCUCCUGCACACCCACUCUCUGCCACUGCCCCCCACCCCACCUCCCCUGCCUGCUACUGCUUUUACAACUUUCCUGCCCACAGCCACCAUGCUUCAGCACCAUAUGGUUCCUGGCUGCAUGGCCGCGACCACAUGACUCAGCAGGAGCUGGCCCAGCCCAGCCCCAAGGCCUGGGACAAUUGCCCACGGUCCUCUCCUGCCUCCCCACCGCCCUUAUCUGAAUUUCCCUCUCUGGUGGAGGGAGGUGGGAACAGCCCUAGGGCCCCAGGCUAGAAGCCUCUUGCUGCUGAGAUGCUGGGUUCUGCUGCCGGCUUCCCCUGGGUCCUACUGCCACUGGCUCCUGUCAUCUUUGACAGGCAGCCAGGAGCAGAUAAAUAUUCAUUUUCUAAAUAUUUUAGGGGCCCCGCAGGCCAGAUAGAAUGGCCUGGUAGGCCAGAUCCAGCCCAUGGGCUGUAUUUUGCCUCCCCCUGAUCUACAGAGAUUUCCAUAAGGCUUUCAGUGUCAGACACCCACUGAAUUUACUGUAGAUGUUCCCCCAGGAGAAGACUACAGCAUAUUUCAAAGAUAAAAUUGGUAGCAGAAAUGGCCUUGUAUGCCCUUAAAUGUCACCAAUUAAGGAUGUUUGAAAUGAAAUAAGCUAAAUUUGGGGUGCAGACACACACCAUAUUCACUACAUAGUAAAGAGGCUUUACUCUAUAGUAAAUAAAAGUAGAGCGGACAAAUGACACCCAGCCUUACACUAAUCUACGUCAUUCCUCUCCUUACUCUAAAAAAACAUGGAGUAUACCUGUUGUGUGUCUAGUCUAUUUAAUCUUGGGACAACCCUUUGCUCAAUGCAAGCCAUUAUAGCCCCUACUGUGGGCAGACAGGUUUAGGGAGGUAGUUGUGCGUUUGCUCUUUACCAUGGAAUAAAUUUACUAUGGACUAAAACUCAAGAUAAAUUACAUUACAGUAAGCCUGGUGUGUGUCUGCACCCAUGUAAUCCGAAGUGGGGGGCAGCAGGAGUCUUUCCAUUGACUUUGAGAAACGUUGGAACAGACCCUUGGACAUAUUAUCCUUAGAAAUAUAAGUUUCUUUGUAACUUUUUAAACCAGCACCAGCAAUUAUGCAGAACCUAUGACAACAAGGCUUCUCUUUAAAGCAAAGGACCACAUUUUAUCUCUUUAAUUUGCAGGAAUUAUAAUAGCAGGGGUGCAGAUAAGAUUCCAUACAAGACUGGGAAAGGAUUCAUGGCUGAUUUUGGGAACUACACCAGCUUUUAUUUCUAAGUUCAUCUCCUGCCAAUAUUAAAUAGAUGGGUUGAGAAGAACCAUUUUUAUAGGGGAAGGCUGAGGGGAUGAGAUGGGAGAGUGGCAGAUGUAAAAUGGCAUUUUUGUAUGGGAUAAUCAUGCAGGAAUAUAUGAUGUUCAUUAAUUUCCAAUAAAAAUAUUUCCAAAAUAAAAAA